AUGCCACCAGGUCUCGGGAAUAAGAACAAGGGCAAAGGCCGCGAGCCUAGAGGUUCCAGGAGCCGGAAUACCACACCCAGCUCUGCGCUCAGCACAAGCGCCAGCACAGUUACCGGGAUUGGCCUAUCCACGGGCUACCUCGAUAAUGAUGUCUCCAAGCUGCUCGUGCCGACUGGCGUACAGUAUUCCGACGUUCUCGAGAAAUUUGGAGGAGUAGGUCAGAUUCCGGAUCAGAGAACACUCGAAUCCCUGGUAGAACAAUUGAAGACUUUAGGGCAGCUUGCAGAGACCAGAGAAGAUGCAUGCAAUGCUGGCAUGAGAGAGCUGUCGCAAAAGCGAAAAGAGGUGCUAGAAGAGCAGAGAGAACGGGAACAAGUGGAUCGGGACGCUGAAGAGAAACUACGAAUGAAAAGGGAGGCAGAUGAUGAUGAAGAGGAUUCACGGAUUCUUAAGGGAGGUAGAAUAAAAAAGCGGAAAGAAAAAAUCGUCCCGAAGGAGGAGAGACCGCUCUCCCAUGGUGCCCAUGGUGUUGCAAGACAGGAUGGACCUGAAGGGAAAGUUGAUGACGCCCCUGUUGGCUCACCUAAAAGGGUACGAAAUCAACCGUCAAGCGCAUCAUCUCUGUCUCCACCGUCUUUCCAUUCGCCUCCCCCUGCUACUGCUGGUUCAACCGCAGGAAGUCCCGAGUCCGUGGACAGUUCAGAAUCCCAUCAACCGGAACCUGCUCCCGCCGUCCAUCAAUAUCAAGUUUUUGGGCCCGACCCUUUACAAUUUGACGACCCUACGGUAUACCAUAUUCGAGAAGUCACGCCCAAUAUGUCAGUUGAAGAGAAGAAAAAGAUAUAUAGCGUUGCAAGCUUCCCUGAAUCCGACUUGAAGCAUUUAAUGGCUGGGGAACCACCGGACAAGGAUUUUAGCAAUGCGAAACCCACGAACCAAGUCAGCGCCAAUACUUUUGCUACAUACCUAGAACCAUAUGUCCGACCCCUUACAGAGGAGGACAUAGCUUUCUUAAAGGAAAAGGGCGAUCGUGCUACUCCCUUCCUAAUGCCCCGUCGUGGGAAAAAACAUUAUAGUGACAUUUGGGCUGAAGAGGAUGGUAUAAAUAUAGACUCAAUAAACCAGGACCGAGACAAGUUGCCCCUAAAUCAGGGUAGGGGUAGUAUUGACCAGAUCACAGAUGAGACCUGUGAGACGGACCAAGUUUCAGUUCCUCCUAUGCUCAGUCGAUUAUACUCUCUUUUACGUUACGAGCAUCGUACCCUUCCUGAUGAUGCAGGUCAGCCUGGGAACGAAGAGUCAACUGCAAACGGAAACACAAAUGCUGACGGCUCAAUGGAUAUUGACCAGCAAAAUGGAGACACAGAGCCAAAGCAGCUAAGUUCAGCCACCUCAUUCCCUGAAUCUUCCUUAAGCGGAUUCAAGGUUCCAGCCGCCAAGCUAGACCAUGCCCAGCUUGACGAACGAUUAAAGGCAGAGCCUCGGUACAUCGGCUUCCUGGGGCCUGAGGACAAUCCAGACUAUGAUGCCCACUAUGAUGACGAUAUCGCCGAACGGCUCCGCAUCCUUCAAUCAGAGCUUAAGAAACAAAUGAUCAUUAACGGCGCACGGAAAACUCGCUUACUAGAUAUUGCUCGCGAGCGGUUGGCUUAUCAGGAAUACAGCACCAUACUCGAUGACCUUGACACUCAGGUACAACAGGCAUAUCUUAAACGAACACGUACUCUGGGCAAGAGCAAGAAAGGCUCUCAUGCGAAACAUAGGCCUGGUGGUGCAGGUGGAGGCAGUCAUCCUGUUAGCACGGCUGGUGUUGGCAGGCCUGGGAUUGGUGACAUGGCCCGUACCCUUAUGGACCGUCGCAAGAGAUGGAUCGAUUGCAUUGGUCCGGUCUUUAAGGACUGCAAGUCCACUGUGCCUGGUAAAGACGAGACUGUCUGGGAGCCUACGGCCAUGGCAGAUUUAGAGAAAGCAGAAUUGGAAGGAUGGGAUGAAGAGCAAGAGUGA
Molecule: messenger RNA, 2004 nt
Organism: Trichophyton verrucosum HKI 0517
Lineage: Eukaryota; Fungi; Ascomycota; Eurotiomycetes; Onygenales; Arthrodermataceae
Exons: 3
Coding region: 1-2004 (667 amino acids)
Biological process (GO): regulation of transcription by RNA polymerase II
Cellular component (GO): SAGA complex
Molecular function (GO): transcription coactivator activity
Source: RefSeq, a predicted model, not a curated record